AUGGACUCACAAGCGGUCAAACGGUCACUCGCAGACCUCAUCACCCGCUCCCAGCCAUACGUCGAGCAAGCCAACACACAACUUCAGAAAUCUCGACACCACUGCUCAUCAUUACUAAAAUCCGGCCAGCAACAAUUCCACACACUCCUCGACAAACCUCACGCCAAAGAACUCCUCCCGGCCAUCACUCUAUUAGUCUUCCUCACGCUCGUCCUGUCCUCAUACCUCUCCCGCCGCCACUCCAAGUCCACCAGUACACGCCCAUCAACACCGACCAUCGAAAAGGCCAGCCCCGCCGCCCGCAAACCAGGAACAUGGACACCGUCCUCCUUCACGCGUCCCAAACCACCACCGUACCCAGAUUGGUCCAUCACCACCACAAAGCCCCUACCCUACCGGCCCUUCCGUUACGGCCCCAAGUACUUCGUAACCAUGGGCCUGCGCAACAUCAAAUUCGACGACUGGAUCGAACUAGACAACCACUACCCGCGCUACCACGCCGACAAAGCGCGGCGCAUCAAGGAGCGCGGGUCUAAGUGCUGCAGAACCCAUCCCGAAGCACUCCCCGCCGCUUACGAACUCCUCGACGAACUGCGCAGCUACCUAACGGACCGCUACCCGACACUCUACCAGCGCACCGAAACAGGCAUCCUCAAUCUCUGGUCCGGCGAGCACAUCGACACGACAUCCCGCCCCUUGCCCGAAGACCCCAUGCAGUCCUGCGCGCGCCUCACACAGGACGACCUCGCCAUCAUGAUCGAGCGGCCCGACGGGCAGUACUACCUCCUCGCCGGCGCGGUCCUGCUGGCCGGCUUCUGGCGGCUCGAGGACAAGUACGGCAUGGUGCUGUCCGAGAUCCACACGUCCGGCGACGUGCCGCAAUUCCGCGAGAAACUCGAAAAGGGCAUGAUGAACUUCUUCCGCCGCCUGAAGCCCGAGGAACUCGUCGCCCGGAACAACUACUUCCUCCAGGUCGACGAAGACCUGGCCUGGAGCAACUCCAUCGGGUCCGAGGACAGUGACGGCAUCAGUUGGAACACGGCGGAGAAGAACCGGGCGCUUGAGCACCACUAUUUCCGCAGCGAGAGGCAGACGUUGCGCCGCCUGCCGAAGAGCGGAGGCGUCGUCUUCACCAUUCGCACGUAUUUCCAUCCCAUCACCGAGGUUGCCCAGGAGGAUUAUGUGCCCGGGAGACUGGCGAGCGCGGUCCGAAGCUGGGGAGACGAUGUUAGUCGGUACAAGGGCAAGGAGAAGUAUCAGGACGUGCUGCUGGAGUAUCUGGACGCCAAGCACAAGGAGCAGCUCGACCGGGGUUUGAAGCUGGAGGAGGAAGACGAGAAGAGGGCUUAUCCUUUCUAA
Exophiala xenobiotica is the source of this 1359-nucleotide messenger RNA. RefSeq lists its product as uncharacterized. The coding region runs from base 1 to 1359 and encodes 452 amino acids. NCBI's taxonomy places the organism in Eukaryota, Fungi, Ascomycota, Eurotiomycetes, Chaetothyriales, Herpotrichiellaceae. The transcript has a single exon. The record is from RefSeq and is a predicted model, not a curated record.